Molecule: messenger RNA, 8328 nt
Organism: Vitrella brassicaformis
Lineage: Eukaryota; Vitrellaceae
Source: the annotation of a GenBank genome assembly
CGACGACCACGAGAAAGGCAAUAGGAGCGUCUGAUUCAUCACCAUGGCAGAUGAACAGAAGCCCGCCGAGGAGCUGCCGCCGCCAGCAGAGGCCGAACACACAGAGGCUGAAGCUCCUCCCUCACUCCAGGACACUUUGGCAGACACUGGCAAGUCCAAGCUGUGGCAGCUGGACGAAGUCUUCUACUAUGAUGACGGCAUCGAUGACACCGACCUGUACCCCAACCAGUGCACCGCUGAUGCCACCCUGCCGCCGCCAGUCAGCGCUGAGAAUGAGGUGGACGGCGGUCUGGCCUAUCUUUCACGAGCUAUGGGCUUUGAUUUUGCAAAGCGGUGCAACCUGGUGUUCCUCUCAAACGAUGAAUUCGCGUACUCGACAGGGAGGACGGUCCGCAUUUGCUCACUCAAGGAUCCCUGGGGCAAGGAGCACACACGAAAAGGGCGACAGAAGCAUUUGUAUGGCCGCGAUGAUGGAGGCAUCGGGGCGCUGGCCGUCAACCCCUCCGCCAAGUACCUUGCUGUGGCUGAGAAGUCCACCUCCCGCACCCCGUGUGUGUACAUCUACGAGCUGCCCUCUCUCAAGCUCUACCGCAUCCUCCGCAAAGGCACGGCAAGGGAAUAUGUCGGCGCCGCCUUCUCGCCACACGACCCCCGCACACUCGCAACCGUCGGCAGCGCUCCCGACUUUCUGCUCACAGUGUGGGAUUGGCCGAGCGAGCGGAUCGUGCUCAAGUUCAAGGCCUUUUCUCAGGAGGUGUAUCGGCUCGGCUGGUCGGUGCAGAUACCGGGGACGCUGACGACGUGUGGCACGGGUCACAUUCGGUUUUGGAGGGUGGCGCAGACCUUCACGGGCCUCAAGCUGCAGGGCGACAUUGGGAAGUUCGGCCAGACGGAGCUGUCGGAUAUCAGCGGAUUCCAGGAGCUGCCCGACGGGAAGAUCGUAUCUACGACGGAAUAUGGCAAGCUCCUUCUGUGGGAGGUGAGACAGGCAGAGAGUGAGAGAGAGGGAGAAAGAGAUAUGGGCUCUCCCUCUGUGUGCGUGUGUGUGUGUGUCUGUGUCUGCUCCAGGGCAUGUUUGUGAAGACUGACCUGCUGCGUGCGGUGGAUGAAGGCGAGUCUGCCAUGUGCCAUGAUGGAGCCAUCCACUACCUCUGUCUGGACCCCUUGGACACUUCCCUUAUCAUAUCGACGGGCAGCGACGGCUAUCUCAGAUGGUAGGUAACGAGACGAGACACUCGAUGUAGUGCAGCCAGACGCACAAGUAAAUGCUGACUUUUUGGUCAGGUGGUCGGUGAAUGAGAUUGACAGCGCAGAGGCCCCGGAGGACAGCAUCGACUGUGCCAUCCACUGCGUCAAAGAACUCCAAAUACCUGAGGGUCGGUCUGUCACUGCCAGCCAGACAAAAAACACAUGGAUCACGUCUCUCUCUGCGUGUGUCCGUCUGUCUAUCUCUGUAUCAGGUGCCGACAUCACCUACAUAGUGUACCCGCCAUGCCUCUUCCCCCGCCCUCCGCCCCCAGAGGAAGAACAGCCCAUGAUGGACAUCGAGACCCCCACCGAUGCAGCCCCAGCCGAGGCACAGCCGGACGGUGCUGACAACAGCGAGGAGAAAGCCGCUGCUGAGCCGGCCAAGGAAGGGGACAAUGAAGAGGAGGAGGCGGAAAAACUUGGUGAGGUGGACAGGAGUGCGCUGCCGUGGAUACUGCAAGACAGCGGGGGCAGCAGUGGGCGCCUGUGGCUCUACUACCCCGAUUCAGGGAACGUGGAGAAGGUAGGAAGGGUGACGCACACGGUAGAAGACAUGUAUGUCUCUCAUGGUUGGCGCGAUUGCCUCAGCUGAUGGAUUUCCACUCGUCAUCGAUUAUCGGUGUGCAAACGGUGCCGUCAGCCCCGGGGCUGCUCUUGACUGCCGGCCACGAAGGCGCACUCAGAACAUGGUCAGUCGACGCAACCAUCACAUUGUGCACCGGUGUCUCUGAGAUGCAGCGCUUCCAUUUCUCUGACAGGAACUACACAAUGGAGGCCCCGUCUCUGUCGGCCAUCGAGCGCUCCUGGCCCACACACAUUACUUGUUUCGCAGAAGCAUUCCCAGCAGAGGAGCAGCCAGCCGGCCUCUGCGCAGUCGGCUUUUCGGACGGUGUGGUGCGGGUGGUGUGUGUGCGGUCGAAUGGCAUCGAGCUCAUUCAGGCCUUCAAGCCGCAUUCUUGUCCUGUGGUCGCUGCCGCAUACUCGCCGGACCGUACGAAUGACAGUGGAUAUCGGCACAGACCCACGAAAUUGCGCCGCUUUUCUCUCUGAUUUCCAGAUGCCAUUUUCGCCUCGGCUGGUGAGGAUCGGUCCAUAUUCUUCAUGAGCCGGCACGACAAGUCGCCCUUUUACAGGCCGAUAGGCUUUGUAGCCCCCGACAGCCGACCACCCUUUGAUCCAUCAGCAACCGAGGCGCGCAUCGUCGGCCUGGUGUGGAGCCCCGACUCGCGACGGCUCUUCGUCAAGCAAAACUUCGACGGCAUUGUGGAGAUCGUCCGGUCGCAGAGCGACCAGUACGACAACGCCGAGAGCUUCGAUAUCGCCGGCUCGAUGGACUUCAGGUGGAUCUCUCCAAACCUGAUCAUGCCCACACCCACAGAGGAGGAGGAAGAGGAUAACGAGGGAGAGGAAGGCGCCCAAAACAACGAGAGAGACAUGGCCAAGUCGGUCAGGUCAGCCAAGUCGGUCAGAUCAGCAGCCAGGUCCGUCAGGUCGGCCAAGUCGGGUGCCAGGUCUGAGCGAGCGCGGCAAGAGGAGGAAGAGGAUGAAGAUGAGGACCACCCCGCGGCCAGACGGCCUGCGUCGUGGGUGACGCAGGCCGUGUACCUCGAUGAGAACGUGGUCCUCUUCACUGGCACGGGGGCAUAUCAGGAGGCCGUUUGGCGGUGCCACGUCACUGCAGUGCCGUCAUCAAGAGCAAUGGACGUCAGGAAUGUAAGCAACACAGAGAGACACGGAGAGCCGCCCACUGACUCUGCUUUUCGUGACUACAGCUGGGAUCUUCCACUCCCCGGGACUUCUCUGAGAAGCCGACAAGCACCCCGAUGGAGUGCCCCGCCGUAGCUCUUCUCCCAGACCACUUCGCCCCGCCCUCCCUCCUCACACUCACCCCCUCAGGCGAGUGGGCCGUCCUCGGCACACAGGACGGCAGAUUCCUCUUCAUCUAUGUCAACCUGGACCCAGAGAGCGGCGAGGGGUCUGGCCCGUCGAUGGGCUUCUUCUACCAGCUGUGUGUUGGCGACUCUGUGAGCGGGGCUGUGUCAUGUUGCGCGUUUGUGGAGGGGAGUCCGUGGCUGGUUUCGGGCGGGAGGGACGGGGCGCUCUUCAGUGUCAAGAUGAACUUCGAUGGCCUCAAGAUGCUCGUGCACCGAAAGCAGAAGGAACUCGAGGCAAGAAAGCGGCGAGAGGCACUGGAGGACGACCCAGAUCUGCCGUUGAAGCUCGAGGCCACCCGGGUGCCGCCGACCGAGGGCAGACUGGACGAUUUGGCGAUCAGGUCGUGUCUGUCGGUGGUAGACGAGGGCGCGGCGACGCUGGUGAUCGACAUUGACGACCCCAACCACUACGCCAUCCAGGACGCCAAGCUGCGGCAGGAGGAGGAGAGCGCCGAGGCGGCAGCCGAGAGACACAAGGAGAAACUCCGACGCAAAAUCGACGGAAUCAGAGACGAGCUUGUGCGACUCAUGGCCAAGAAUGCUGCAGCGCCCAUGCCCCUUUCCGACAGCGAGUUGGUCAUCGACUCGGAGUACCUGGAACAGCUCAAAUACGAGGGCGAGGAAAAGGUGCAUAAGCAUGCCGUAGUUGAGGCAGCAGCUAGCCCUCCACAAAUUCCGCGGAUGUGUGUGUGGUGCCUGUAGGUGCUGGAGGUGCACAAGGAGCUGGCGUGGUCGGUCGCUUACCACCAACUGGGAGUGGACAAGCUGAAAGUCAGUCAGUCAGUCAGUGAGACAGACAGACAGACAGACAGACAGACGGGCACGCUUCUCUGUCUGUCUCUGUGUGUCUCAUGCCGCUUCCCGUCCUUGUGCAGAGCCGUUAUCUCGACGACGUUGAGUGCGAGCGCAUUCUGGUGCAUGCCCUUGAGCAGCCGUGGAGCGUGGCGACCUUCAGGUGCCGCAAGAUGCCGCCCGAGCUGGAGGAGAACCUCGCCAAACUUAGGGAGCUCAUCCUGCUGCGGGAGGCUGACAACGCGCGCGACGACACCAUGUCGAGAGGACAGACCUCCGGAGGGGUGCUCAAGACCGCGACCACUCAGAAAAUGGCCACAGGUGAGAGCAGUGCUUAUAAAUGUGUCAUCUCCAUGUGCAUGUCUCGCACGUGUGUUGUGUCCAUGGCAGGCAAGACGAUCGGGAACCUCGGUGCGACGGGUGGUGGCCCGUCCCAGGCGGGUACGGGUAUGCAGAUGGGGGCCGAGGCGGGGGAGGCCGGGGCGCCCACCUCACAUGAGCACCGGGAGGAUAGAAAACUACUCAGACAGCAACGCAAGCGACAGAUGGAGGUCAGUGGGCAACACAACGGCACAAUUCUCUUCUGGCACAAUACAUGUGUGUCAUGCAGGAGUUGGAGCGUCAGCGGCCAUCUGAGAGCUAUGAGGACCCUGCUGACGUGGAGGCCAUCGUUCACGCUGAGAAGACCUUGGGUCACUGUCUGCUCAAGACUUCCCCCGAGUACAAGGUGCCCGAGGAGCAGCGCAUGAAUGCCGAGAAGAAGAGGAGACAGAUCUGCCUCCUGGACGAGUCGGUCCACGCCAUUCGCACCGAGUUCAACCAAAGGGUGCUCGCACUCAGGACGUACAAACAAAAGGUCGGUGCGUGUGUGUGUGUGUGUGUGUGUCGGGCGACAGACAGACAGACAGACAGACAGACCGACAGACAGACAGACAGACAGACAGACAAACGGGAAUGAGCAUGUGUCUCAUCUCAGGUGAAGGACAUGCUGAGCCGCGACUUGGCCACCUUGGACUCCAUCACGUACCAGCUCAACGUGCAGCUGCGCCCCACCCGCACGACAUCCGCCACGGCCCCCCCAGCGACAAACCCACUGGCUGCCCGCAUGUCGGUACUCGCACAGCAGCAGCAGCCACCUCAGCCGAACCAUGUCUCGGCCGACGAUUUGGAGGAUACGGUGACAGCGGACCGUAUACGGCGUCUGCUGGUGGAUCCACCGAGGUCUGAGUAUCCCGAACAGAGAUAUGACAUCACUCAGGAGGAGCUCACGUGAGCACCAAGAGGCACUGGACACACGGAGAGAGAGGGGAGGUGAUUGCUGAGGUUCUUCCUUUGAUUCUGUGUGGCUGCAUUGCAUUGCGUUGCAGUGUAUUCCGUGCGAAAGAGGAAAAGGAGCGGCAGGAGAAGGCCGCCAAGGGGAGGGGGGGCAGGCGGGCCGCCGACAGGGACAAACCAUCGGCCAUACAGAAGACCGAGCCACGUAAGUUAGGCAAUUUCCACCCAUCCACCGCGACAUACACAUUUGAGUCCCGCUUUCCAUUGUUCGUCAUGCAGCAGCCCACGAGACGGCCGAGAGGGAGGAGGAGGAGUACGAGACCCUCCCGGCCACUGGCACGGGAAAGGGCUGGAUGGCCACACUGGCCGGCCGCAGAGAGCGGCUCUUCCAGUUGAGGGCGGCAGCCAUGGCACUCAACCCCACUCCAUCGGCACCAUCACCCGCUGGCGCAUCGGACGACGGCAAGGGCGGUGCGAUGGCAGCGAGGGCUGCGGGGCAGCAGCUGGUGCUCAAGGAGAGGAGACAGCGGCUCAUGCACGAGAAGAAAGUCAUGGAGAAACAUGUCAGUAGGGAUGGGGAGGAGAGAGGAAGGCGUCGUCGGCUGGUGAUGUUGGUGCCUCUGUCUCUGUCUCUCUGUCUCUGUGUCUUCACAGAUGUUGCGUCUGAUAGAGACUUUUGACUCGGCCCUCUCCACUUUGGCCAAGGAGCGCACCAAGCUCGAGUCAGACCUCAAAAACGCGGAGAUCAAAAGACUGGUAGAACAGGGAGCCUCGCAAGACACGCAGAUGACACACAUAAGCGCUUUUCUGCCCCUCAGGUGCUGAACGAGGAGCUGCAGCUGCUGAACGAGCUAGAGGAGCGCGACGCUGCCCUAUACAAGAAGUCCCAGAAGUGUCGUGCGGACAAGAACGCCAACCUUCAGUCGAUCAAGGAUUGCCAGGAGCAGCUGGCCGACAAGAAGGCCGAGAUCGAGCAGUGGCAGCAGGAGGAGCAGAACCUGCAGGCGGAGUUCACCGAGAUGGUGGGCGAGAACAGCCCAUUCCUGGCACCGCUCCUCAAGAUAUACAAACGAAAAGUAAGCAAAUAACGGUCAGAUUGCGAAGACUCACUGGGCGUGUGUGUGUGUGUCUAUGUGUGUGUAGGUGAAGCGUAAGCGCAAGAAGGGCGUUGAGGGCGAGGAGGAGAUGGAGGAGGAAGAGGAGGAGGAAGCCGAGGAGGAAAGCGACAUCGACAGCGAGGAGGAGGAAGAGGACAUCGAAGAAGACAUCUGCCCACAAGGUCAGGAAGGAACCUGCCCAUCCCCCUCCCCUCCCCCAUGUGUGUGUCCGUCGUGUGUUUUGUGUCAGGGUGUGACAUGAGCAUCUACGAGUCGGUGUUGGAGCUGCGCGACAAGCGUCUCGACAUGGAGGAGGCCUUGCAAGACAUUCAGAAGGCCGUCGAGGAGCUCAAGAAGACCCACACCAAGCUGCUGGCGCAGGAGAAGCAGAUGGCCAAGGAGCAGAAGGCCACGGAGGACGAAAUCCAGCGGUUCCAGACGGAGAAGCAGCACAAGCUCAACCAGGUGGACGUCUGCUUCUCGCUGCGGCUCUCCCAGCUGCAGUGCAUGGGCGACACCAACACCCUCCCGGCUCACCUCGACGCCCACGUCGUCUUCACCAACCAGAGACUGCAGCAGCUCAUGACACGGUCGGUGGCCGGUGGCUGUGGGUGAGGGAGCGCACCCACACAAUGGUCUCUCUCUCUCUCUCUCUACUGUGUGUGUGUGUGUGUGUGGCUGUGUCCCUCAUUGUUUGCCAGUAUAGAGGAGCUGCAUCGCGAGAAGCAGGAGGUGCGUGUCAAGUACCGGCAGCUGCAGAAGGACUACACUACCGCACUCAAGGAAAAGAGACACGUGCGCACACACACGGACGGGCGGCAGGAAACCCACAGCACAGAGCCCUAUCACGUGUGUUGUGUUUUGCUGGGACAUUGCAGAAGGUGAAGGACAUAGAGGAUUUGCGGCGCAAGUACGAGGACGUGCAGAUGCUGCGCUUCGGACAGAUCGUCGACAUCGACAGACUCGAGGCGCAGGAGCCUUCCAAAUACGUCAACGUCAGCACGACACAACACACACACACACACACACACAUGUGGCCCCAGCUGAUAUGCCGGCAUUUGUGUGAAUGUCUCUCAGGAGUUGCGUGAUCGCGUCAAGGAGUCGGAGGUGUCGGCGCAUGAGCAGAUCCAGGCCUGGCGCAAGAAGGUUGACGACGCCAACACCGAGCUGCUCAGACUCACACAGGAAAACACACAACUCAUGGACCAAAUCGCAUCACUCGGGUGCGCUGUGUGUGUGGAUGGAUGGGCAGGGAGACACAACCCCAUAGAGACACACACACACACAUGAAGGGGUGUGGGCACGGUGUGGGUGCAGAUCGAUGCAGCUGACGCUUGACCAGGCCCUGAACUCUCGUGUGACCAACGUGACGGUCAACGACGCCGCCCCCACGCAGCAGCGGAAGACCAAGGAGAGGGAGCGCAUGAAGCAGCUCAUCACACUCCAGGCACGCUGGAAUGCAUCACAUACACACACACAAACGAAUGCGAUGUCUCGUGGGCUCACCUAAGUGUGUGACGCUGUGUGUGUAGGCCAAGGAGAUAGCGACACUGCAGGCAGAGAUCAAUUUGUUCAGGAGAAAGGGUGAGUGAGUGAGCUGUGUGAUGGAUGCUGUGUAUGUGCGCAUAUGCCCGUGUGCGGAUGUGGCUGUAUGUGUGUGUCAGGUGGUCACAUCUACACGACAGUGACGGCCCAGCGUCUCGACAAGCCGCCGGCCCCGGCCAACUCGAACCCACAGCAGGGCGCAAGGAUGGUUCGAUGACGUGUGGAUACGCAUUCACGUGACGCACGGGACAUGAUGUGUCUUCCAUGCACAUGUACACCUGAUGAGUCGGAUGGAUGGAUGGAUCGAUCGAUGGAUGGCCAUACAGUCUGUGUGGGUGUGUGCAUGUGGGACGAUGUUUUGCUCAUGCAUGUCUGGAUUGUCCUUGCUAUUCAUUUCGUGACGGCACACAAGACAGACAUUCAAAAAAUAAUCAAGU